CCCUUAUAUGGCAGAUCAUGAAGACCUUCCCAGACACCAAGAGUGUCUUCGGCUUUACUGAUAUCAAUUAGAGAAGCGCUGGUCCUACUGAUUGAUGGUCAAGAUGGUCAUAUGAUCGAUAUCCAGCGUUAUAUCGACUCUACUCUUGCCAUCGAUUCAUCACAAUCCAGCGAAGAUAUCAAGUCUCAGAUUCUCAAAAAGGCUUCUGGUGUAUUCCUUUGGGUAGCUCUGGUAAUUCCAAUGUUAAACAAAGCCUUCGAUUCGGGAAAGACAGAUGCUUUGAAUAAGCGACUUCGUGAACUACCAACCGAGCUCAGCCUCCUAUUCCACGAUAUGCUAAUGCGGGAUUCAGAAGACUGCGAUUCCAUGUUACUCUGUAUCCAGCUCGUACUUCUUGCAAAACAUCCGUUGAGCUUACAGGAACUCUACUGCGGUAUCAGAACUGGUCUCAAUGACCCGGCCCCGCAUAGUUCUCUCCCGGGAUAUUAUACGAUGCGCCGGUAUAUUCUUAGCUCUUCAAAAGGUUUAGUAGUGGAAGUAUACCUUAAUUCUAUAUCUUCUAUGCAAUUCAUCCACGAAUCUGUUAGGGAGUUUUUUCUAGUUGACGGCCAUAGGCUGCAAAGUGUAGUCCCACAAUAUUGGCCUCAUCUAAGCAACAACUUUAUAGGCAUAAGUCAAGAUGCUUUAAAAGAGGUUUGUUUUAGCGAGAUGACGACCAGAAUACCAGAUGUUGAUGUAAUGGUCAAUAACUUUACCAGGGACUACAAAAAUCAGAGAGUAACAAGAAGUAAGGUAACAAAAGCUUACCCAUUUCUUCAGUAUGCCGUCUCCAAUGUCCUUUUCCACUCCAACGAAGCGCAGUCUUAUGGAGUACAGCAGUCGGAUUGGAUCGAGCAAUUUCCGCUACCUAAAUGGAUCAACCUUUACAAUAUUUGGCCGGACGGUGCUACGAUCCAUCGGCCCGAUGUAAACAUGCUAUAUGUUCUUGCGUGGCAGGACUUUCCACCUCGUCAAGCAAUCCCCUGAUAGAUUACGGCACAUCCGUAUUAGGGGAGGUAUCUAUGGUACACCUUUAAUCGCUGCAUUAGCAUGCGGUUGCCGCCAAGUUGCCCGAGAUCUUGGCUUCCAGGUUUUCUUAGACCAAGGCCUCGAUA
Molecule: messenger RNA, 1154 nt
Organism: Daldinia loculata
Lineage: Eukaryota; Fungi; Ascomycota; Sordariomycetes; Xylariales; Hypoxylaceae
Exons: 1
Coding region: 112-1026 (304 amino acids)
Source: RefSeq, a predicted model, not a curated record